Molecule: messenger RNA, 2485 nt
Organism: Monascus purpureus
Lineage: Eukaryota; Fungi; Ascomycota; Eurotiomycetes; Eurotiales; Aspergillaceae
Source: the annotation of a GenBank genome assembly
UCAGGAAGUGAACACUUUGAUUGCUGAUAUGAAGAUAUCCGUCCCCGAUAUCCAAUUCGAUGAUCUAUAAGAGCCACCGUUCAUGCCAUAGUAUCAUAGAUUGUGAGGACGUAGAUCUUCGUAGAUGUAUAACUGGAAUACCUGCUGCCGUGGAAUAUCAAUGAUGUCUCUCCGUCUGAAGUAGAUUGAUAAUUGAAUCAGUAUCCGGAUGGUCCCUUUAUACAGUCCCAUUCCCAUAAUGCAACUUGCACAGAUGCAGCGGACAACAUAACAUGAAUCCUUUGUCCUCCCAGCUGCCAUUCCCACCACCAUACCCGCUGAGCAUCGUCAUGCUCGCCAUGGCGACCUCCCAAGUAUGAUAAACAAAGCUGGCUGCAGAGAUGAUGCACAUUUUGUCACUGUGUCUCCGCUUUGGCCUGUAUAAAUACCUCAGCAGAGGAGUGAGGUCAUUUUCUCUCUUCUUCCCCCCCAAAGCCUCUGCUCGCUUGUCUUUAUGUCUCUCUGACAAUCCCCCAUAGUACUAACGCCGCUCUUUCGAAUAGCACCCCCACGGAGCAUCUGCUUUGUCUCUCGCUUUCUCUCGUUCCUUGCUGUUCUGCCCGUUUUGUUUUGCCGUUGUGGAAUCAAAAAGCGGCUUUUGUUGUUCGUUCGUCCUCAGCUUCUCUCUUUUUGCUUGUAUUUCCUCAUUACUUGUUUGUCUUUCUCACUGAAGAGUCAAAGAACCUGUUUCGUUGCCGUUUCCUCUUCAGAAUCUCCUUUUUUUGCUCGUUGUAUCGCCUCGUUUUGUCCUUGUGGCUAAGGAUCAAGGAGCUCAUUGUUCUAAAACCGUCAUCUUCUUCUCGCUCACCAUCUCAUUCUUUGCUGGUAUUCCCCAAAGGAUCAAAGAGAACAGUUCACUAUCAUUGAUUCUCAAGGCUUCCUUUCUACUCUCUUUGUCUGGUGGCUCUGUUUCGACGACAGUCAAGACAAAUACUUUGUUCACCAUAGUUCUCCCCCAUAUCCCAAGGCUUAUCUCUCCCCCUGGGGCUGAUAGUUGGAGAUAUGCCUGCCCGUUCUAUGAACGUCCAGGGAUUUCUGAACGUCAUAGAGGUCACCAGAAAUAGAACAGCCCAGACGAAGCGCUUCAAUGGACUUCCAGCGAGGAGAAAGUUGGAUUGGAGGGUCAAUGUGAAUGGACGGACGCUGGUAAAACCGCUCAAAAGAGCGGAGGAAAUCAUUGCGGCGAUAAUACAGGAGCGAGGAAAGAUCGCCAGUACCCCCUGCCAGCAUUGCGAUGCUGGCUGGGGGCCAUUCACUGCAUGCGUGGUGAUAAGAGAGGCAAACGGACAACCCGCCUACGGAGGGCAGUGUUCAAACUGCCAUUGGGGGGGGCGGGGCAAUCGCUGUUCCUUCGGUAAGUAUAUGUCCUUGCUCCUCUCUUGCCUGGCUUGGAUUAAUUUGUCUGCAGUGGCCCAUCAUAACGACAACGACGUCGCCAAUCCCCUCCCCGUCAACGAGCAGGGUCCAAACCACGACUCUAACGGCAACCAGCUUUCUGUUCAAGAGGACGACGCUAUGUCUGUUGAUAACGAAGACGUCGCUCCCGCCCACGCUCAGGAUGACAACGCGUCCAACAGCGACGGCGACGCGGAAUCCGUUCAGAUCGAGCAUUCCUUGGAGACAGAGGCAGCCACCUCAUCUCCUUCUCUGAGUCGCGAGGUCCAGCACCUGAUCCUCGGAAUGGGCGUCAAAAUUGAUGCGAAUGACGUGGAUCAAAUGAGCCAGGCGAUCAGAGGCCUCGAGUAUCUCCAGCACAGAAUUCAACAGAGGAUCAUCGAACUCCACCAGGCAGUCCGGUGGAGGACCCGUCAACCUGACUGGAUUGCUUGGAGACGGCAGAUCACAGCCAUGUCCAUGAGCCAUGAGAUACAGCAGCCUGCUGGCGAGACUGAGGUCGAACACCACAACGAACUUAACGAGCUCCACGAACAACACGGACAGAACAAUACUCACUACUACCCGCACGAUCCACUGGACGAUUUCAGAGAGAGCGAUUACGAUCCUUACAACGAUCUCACCGAGGAAGAGCGCGAACAGAUUGCGAACAGCAGCUCCGGUGAAUAGGCCUAAGGAGUCUGAUCAUCAGGUCCUGGGGCGGUUUCGUUCUUGUUCAGCGAUUCGACAGCAUCAUGCCACGACACAUUACGUUUUUUCGGAGGGAAAGAAUCACGGUUGGAAUCUUUUUUUUUUCCCCCAAUGGUCUUCGAGAAUGGGUUUUCGGUGGAGAUUCAAACCUGCUUUAUGCUUUUGCGUUUGCUUUGUGCUUUUCGGGACAUCACGAUGGAGGUUGAUAGAAAGCAAAAUUAAAAUUGCUCUUGUAUAUUGGGUUGAAGACAGACUGAUCGUUGAAGAUGGAUGGUUGGGGUUGAGGUUGUUGCUACAAGUUUGCAGGUUGCAACUAGUUCGUUGAGGUGGAAAAUGGAAUGCCAUGAUUCGAUGGAGCGGA